Molecule: messenger RNA, 402 nt
Organism: Pecten maximus
Lineage: Eukaryota; Metazoa; Mollusca; Bivalvia; Pectinida; Pectinidae
Product: extensin-like
Exons: 1
Coding region: 1-402 (133 amino acids)
Source: RefSeq, a predicted model, not a curated record
AUGCCUAACACCCUAUGGUAUCACCCAACCCACACCCUUCAGUACCACCCCGCCCAACAACCCACAGUACCUCCCCGCCCAACAACCCACAGUAUCAUCCCCGCCCAACAACCCACAGCAUCAGCCCCGCCCAACAACCCACAGUACCUCGCCGCCAAACAACCCUCAGCAUCACCCCGGCCAACAACCCUCAGUUUCACCCAGCCCAACAACCCACAGUAUCAUCCCGCCCAACAACCCACAGUAUCAUCCCGCCCAACAACCCAAGGCAUCAUCCCGCCCAACAACCCACAGUAUCAUCCCGCCCAACAACCCACAGUAUCAUCCCGCCCAACAACCCACAGUAUCAUCCCGACAAACACCCCUCAGUAUCACCCCGCCCAACAACCCACAACAUGUUGA